Pogona vitticeps (central bearded dragon) is the source of this 3344-nucleotide messenger RNA. The record is from RefSeq and is a predicted model, not a curated record. NCBI's taxonomy places the organism in Eukaryota, Metazoa, Chordata, Lepidosauria, Squamata, Agamidae.
AUGGUCAUGGAUGCUGAGCGCAACAUGUUGGCGGUAUUGAAUGCAGCGGGCUUCAAGGGCACAGAGUGCAUGACGCACAAGUUACACCUUGUUGUGCAUGAUACCAUUGGCCUGGAGAGCCACAUCAAGCCCAAUGAGGGCAUCUGUGGAAAACAAAUGUGCACUGUGGCUGACACAACUAAUCGUUCUCCUCUUCCCUGUGUAGAAACUGAAGAACAUGCUGAAGGAUCAAUUGCUGAUAAUAUUGUGGAUGGUGCCCCCAGUGUGGUGAGCGGAGGUGGACGGUUAAAGCCCUUGAAAAAUGGCAGGGAGAUGGCUGUAAUUCGUGACAAGGUGAAUGAGCAGCAAAAGCACAUGGGCAAGCCUACCAAGCACCACCAUCACCCUGACCUACGGGCACCAUCUCUCAGGACCCCUUGCCAGCAGGAAUUGGACCAGGUCUUGGAACGCAUCUCGACUAUGCGCUUGCCAGAUGAGCGUGGUCCGUUAGAGCACCUCUAUUCCCUGAAUAUCCCAAAUUGUGACAAGCAAGGGCUCUACAAUCUCAAGCAGUGCAAAAUGUCAGUAAAUGGCCAGCGAGGAGAAUGCUGGUGCGUCAAUCCUAACACCGGAAAAACCAUCCAAGGGGCUCCUACCAUUCGCGGAGAUCCUGAAUGCCACCUGUUCUACCCAGGGCACGAGCAAGAGGCUCGGGGGCUGCAUGCCCUGCGCGUGCAAUAGUUCCUACCCACCGGCAGGCAGCUCGGCCGAGUUUCAGCGCUGGAUUUUACAUGGGUUUCAAUGCAUCUUGAUUUUCUUUCCUUUCCCCUCCCCCCUAGCUCUUUCUGGGCUACAUGUGCCUCUCCACUGCUUGCCUUUAACCCAUUGGGGAAGAAUUACAAAGGAGCUGGGUUGGAAGGGAACUGGUUUCUCAGCCUUUUCUGCCUGAGAGCUUUCUUAGGUCACAUACAGCCUUGAUGCAAGCAGGGAAUAAUCCUUGUGUUAGAGAGAACUGAUCUGUCUUCUGCACACAGGUCUCUCCAAAGAACCAAGGUGAUCAAGCUCUCAACAGGCUGGAUGAGAUAAUCUUUCCCCUGCUCCUAACCCCUACGCUGACACCAAAGACCAAAGAUUGUAAAUACUGCAUAUUGCCUACUGUCCGGAGCCCUAACGUCUCCCUGAUGGUCCUGUUAGGUGGCUUGUAGCAUAAUUGAGGGGUAGGGAGAAUCAUUGUUCAGAUUCAGGUCUUUGGCAGGAAAGCCAUUUUCCUUCUUGGAAGGCGUGGGGGGAUGAAGGAGUUAGUUACACUUUGCUACCAACUUUUUCCACAAAACAUUGCACUUAAAAAAAUCCACAAUGGUGCACCCCCUUCUCUCCACCCAAUCCUUAAAAUGCUAGAGUGGAGCUUCAUCCAUUAAGAACAGAAUGCUAUGAAUAAUGGUGCAACUUCAGGGUUUCUCUUAAGUAGAGCCUUAUGUUUUACUUAGCCUCUAGUGGGUGUGCUUGUGAGAAGCAGCGAUAUGCAGGUAAAUGUUAAUGAUGAUUCUACUUUUCUAAUGGCAGUUCUGCUCUGUUCCAAAUCAGGUAUAAUAAGUCUCAAAAUCAAGAGAGAGAGGAGUCAGGUGCUGGGGAAACAACCCCAGAAUUCAGGUUUUCUACCUAAGCAAAAACCCAUUUAAAACCCACAUGUAAGCUGCUGCCAAUGGCCUUCUCUUCUAUCACAUGGGACCCGGGUGAUCAACACCCAUGUAUUUAAAUACACAUUAUAUAUAGUGCUUUGUAAAGCCCCUGAAAGACAUGCAAACAAGAUACACAGACACAUUAUUAUUAAUAUUUGGGAGCUAGGGGAGACAUGGUGUUCGAUGUUCUCAAGAACAGACUAUGUUUUGCUGAUAUUGUUUCACACCUUUUUGAUUUUCUGUGCAGAUCAUGAAAGUACUGAAAAUUUGACUUAGCAGCUGCAUGGACAAUGAGGUCUUCUUACAUUAUAAAUAUACCAAUUUAUAUUUACAGGACAAUUGCUAGGUUCAUAUACUUGGUGUAAUCAUUGGGAGUUGGGUGUUUUGUUCUGAAAACAUAAUAUUGUAAGAAGCAAAAACAACCAAAAAACAAAACAGAUAUAUUCCUAAAGUUUGGUAGAAGCCACAAGUACUUGUGCAGUAGGGAAACAACUUUGGGACUCUCUCUUUCCAAGAGUUUUCCCUCAAGUUUGGCCAGCCACUGGAGGAAAUGUUUUCCCUGUUAAUUUCACUGCCUUGUAAAAUACACCACUUCAAAAAUUCAGUGGUAAUUACAAAUUGGAGGGGACUUCAUCACAAUCAUCUUCCCUCUUACAACCUCAAGUGACUUUUGACUUGUAGGGAUUAAUUUUUAGUUUGAGUUCGCAGCUACAUAUGACAAGGUGGAAGAAAGGGAGAGAGCGGUAAACUACUAUGGCUAAACAUACAAACAGCUUUAGGGAAGUCUACCAGAGCAGCCACUAGUAAUUGCUGGAUAGACUAGACAAGGAAAAGCGAAGGUAUGCUAAAUGUUAGCAGAAGCUUUGGGAGAAGAGUGCCUGAUCUAUUAAGUGCAGAGAAGGGUAAUGAGUGAUUGUGACAGGAAUAAAUCCCAAGGACAUUCCAGAAGUCUUAGAAAAGGACAUUUAACUCUUCUCUAAACAGAGUUUGACCAUUCAGGUAAAGUACGGCACAGUCUAAUCCAGUUGCUGUGGUGACUGAUGAAUAUAGUAAGUAUAAUCUCAUUGCUCAUUUGGAAAUAUGCUAGGCUAUUUUUGUUCUGCCUGGAUUUUAUUUCUUAACGUGUUUGGCAUAUUCCAAAUCCUGCCCCAAGUUCAUCAAACAAAAAUUGGCAUUAAUGUUGUCAGAAUCCCUAUCAAUUAUUUAGCAGGGUAGGAGGGAUAUUUCAUUUACCACUUUCCACUUCCAAUCUAUUAAGCACCCAAGGAAAACACUAGUAUUAGUGCCUUCGUGGGGAACACUGCCAGCCCCACAAAUCUCUAGCUGUGGAUUCUACUUCAGGUACAAACCUAUAACUGUGGUGGAUGUAGAAGCACUGCAAAAACUGAACCCUCCAAGUUCUGGGAACAUAUCUCCAUGUUGCUGGGGAGGGGGGGGGCUUUUUGCUUUUCCUUUAGCUAGGCAUCCAGAUCUCAUAAUGCAACAUCCAGCAAUUUCAAGAAAAAAACAAACCUUGGUGCUAUGUGUCUUUUGUUGCUAUCCAUUAAAGGAUUGGGCUGCUUUCCCUGUAAGCAUUGCAAGCAUCAGCUCUCAAUUUGUAAUUGUUCAGAAAUCACAAUGUUUUCCUUCUGUUCUGAUUGCUAGACUGUGUCAAAAUUGGAAUACAUUAAAUGGGAUGCCAAACAA